Molecule: messenger RNA, 297 nt
Organism: Debaryomyces hansenii CBS767
Lineage: Eukaryota; Fungi; Ascomycota; Pichiomycetes; Serinales; Debaryomycetaceae
Product: DEHA2C00352p
Exons: 1
Coding region: 1-297 (98 amino acids)
Source: RefSeq, a predicted model, not a curated record
AUGAUUAAGAAGAGACCUUUCAGAUAUAUUAAAGGUUCAUAUAAAGGUGAAAAAGUUUGGCAAGAAAUUAUUGCAGACAUCAAUAGACAAGUAAAAGCUAGAGUGAACAACAAGAAUUAUGAAAUGGACGACAUCGACGCAGUAAAGGAUAGAUUUUUCGGAAUAAUGAAUAAUUUUUUUCGAGCUUGCAAGAAGAAUAAAAAGUCAAUUAACGACUUCACUAAUUGGGAAAAGACCUUAUUAAUGGCAAGAAAUAUGUACGAUGAGGAUGUAGCUAGUGAAAAAGCGCUUGAUUGA